UAACGGUUUUCAGACAUACCGCCGAGCUAAAGAUGGCGGUGGUCGUUUGGAUUUUUCUGCUAAAUUUUCUUCUGUUGUCUAAAUGUGCAUUUCUAUCUCCUUUAUAUAUCGAUACAGUUAUUGGUGCUGUGGAUAAUAUGAUAGAGUACUAUAAGAACAAUUAUCAAGACCUGAACGUGGAUGGAUUGUUUGGCUUGAGAGUUAUAGAGGGUCAUUUAGCAGCAAUAAUUGUGAAGGUUGAAAAUGGAACAAUAAAACAAAUAAAACCUAAUAUGAUAGAGAAAUUAAAAUCUAUGAAGACUGUGUCAACAAAAACAUGUGAAGAUGCUCUAGAUUUCGUUAGAAAGGAUGAUGAAGAAUAUUUUCAAUCUAUGAAGUUUCUUCUUGGUAAUCCUUGGUCUUUGCAUAAGGACUACAAACAUUUGCAAUUCCAGUUAUUGUGGGAUCAACAAGUAUAUAAAAAGAGUUCUGUAUCUUCUUUAAAUGAGAAAGAGUCAGAUAAAUGUAUGAUGGAGAUAAUGGGGUACCAACCAUCAAAGAAGAAAUGUGGUGUCAGUCCCUUCUGUAUAGAACUGAUGACAAGGAAAGGGCUGACAGGAUAUGGUAUAACUCAUCAAAUGUUAUGGACCAUGCUGUCUGAACAGGCUGGAUGUUAUGAGGAAUUAUCAAAUUUACUUGUAACAAAUGGUAGAGGACAGACACAUAAUAUACAGUUAGAAUUCUGUACCAACAACUACCUAGAGAUGAUGCAUAUUGUUCAUGGCACUCUUAAAGGUCAAAUCAUUCCAAGGUUUCAGGAUUUAUUUAUGGAACAGCAAUUUGUUUGUCCAAGCCUUGGAUUUUACCAGUUUUUAUCAGAUAACUUUUUGGAUCAGAUUUUAUCAUGGCAAAAAGAUGUGGGUUGCUAUGGUAUCAUGAAGAAAGUUGAACUAAACCCAGCAGGUUUAAAAAAAUAUUUAGGGUCAACAAAUUAUGAUUAUGAGGAUAGCCCUGUUCAUAAACUAUUAAAAUUUCAAGGAAAACUUUCUCAGAAUAUUACAAAGUUUGGUAAACAUACUGUUAAUGUGCAACCACCAGUUCUGAAUUUAGCAGGUGAAUUAAAUACUAAUAAAAAUCUUGGAAAUGUUCAAAUGACAAACAAUGUUGUCAUGCAGAACGGACCAGAGUUGGUGGCCAAAGGAAGUGAAAAUGUUGUAAAGUCAUUUUCUCAACCAAAACUAGGGAGACCUGGUAUUGAACAGAAAUCAGUAUUUCAUGGACAGAGGAUGCUUCUGGCGGAAAAGGAAAUGGAGAAUGGAUGUUUGGCUCAUAAAACUGCAGUAGCAGCAGGUGCUUUAAUGAUCUAUCUACGUUACCUACUAUUACCUGGACCUAAAACAUUGGCAGAAAAUACCAAAGAAAUGCUGCAACAAAGACAUUUACUUAAUAUCAAUGAUAGCGGUGUUGAUAAGUUUGAUUAUAAAGGAGCACAAGAUGGCAACUUAGUCAAAGGUCUAGCAAUGAAUAACAAUGUGUUAGCAGCUCAAAUCAAUGAUAAUAAUAAAGACGAUGAUUAUUAUGCUGAUGAGAAUGAGGAAGAUGAAGAUGAAAAUGAUGAAGAUGAUGAAAAGGGAGGUAAUAAAAAUGUACAAUUUGAUGAUCAUCAAAAUGAGGAAAAUGGAUAUGAAGGUGAUUAUGAUGAGAAUAAAAAAGAAAAAAACCUCAAGGUGAAAAACCUAGCAGACAUAGUGGAAAAAAAAGUAGUGCCAAAACCAGAUGAUACAGACUAUACUUACUACGAAGAUAAAAAUAAACAUGACGACUAUACAAAUGACGAGUAUGACGAAAAAGAUAUCAAUGUUGACAAAGACAACAAAGAUAGUGCAAGUAAUAAAAUAAAAGUCAAAUUGAUUAACGAAUCAAAAGCUGAAGGAGAGUAUCUUCCAAGUAGUACACAUUCACCAAGUGGUGUUUAUCUUAUUAUUUCAUGUACAAUAUUUGUUUUGAUGAUAUUAAUGUAUAGAUUUUUAAAGAAGAGAAGGGUACAUAUUAGAUACAAUUAUAAAUCCUUCAACAGAGUGUAAAAGAUAUUUGAAGUUGAUUUUGUUUAUGGCUUUAGUAUUUUUUUAAUCCUGUGACUGAAGAAUAUCAUAUUUAUUUGAGAUUUUAUAUAUUUAUAUAUUAUAAGUAUCCAUUGUUAUGAAAUCCCCUUUUCCAGUGCUAUUGUUAUUUUAAGCUUCCAUUUUAUUGAUGUGUGUUCAGCUGUGUAAAUAAUUAGAACUAGCAGCUUGUAGUCUGAUAGUAUGUUAUUUUUAUAUACACAUAAAUCAGGGGAAACCAGACCUUGCAAUGUGAUCUAGGAUUCCUGACUUCACAUUAAGGAAGCUUCAGGGAGAAGUUUAUGUUGCCCUCAAUAUUCAGUAAAAUAACCAACAUCUUCUUUGGAUUUUUGAUGGCCAUACAACCAGUAUUACUGUCAUUUCUAUUUGAACCAGUUUAACUUACAUAAUUGACUUACAUAUACUUCUAUUUUUUACUUCGAUUGUCCAGCAUCUGGUAUGACCAACUUUAUCAAUUUAUUUCCGAGCAGGUCUUGAUCAUUUAAAGUUGUCAACAUUCUUAAUUAAAUCUUGCAGUGUUGCCUGCCACUGCGAAGCAUAUAUUUUCAUCUCUGGUAGUGGUACCCAUACUGAGUUUGUAUAAGCAUAAUCAACUGUUGUUUUUAUUUGCAUUGUUAAAUGAUAAGUCAUGUAUAAUUACUUUACACAUAUACCAUACAAUGUAUGUUUCAUAUGAAUAUAUAUUUGUAUGUGUAUGCUUGAAAAAUGUUUAUUAAUUUUCGAGCUAUAUUUUAGACAUUAUUUUAACCUAUGUUUUCUCUUACAAUUGCACACGUACUACUUUUAUUAUUUGAUCAAUUAGAAUUGAGAUUCAAUCAAAGUAAAAAGUAACAAAAAAUAAAUCUUGAGAAUCCCCUCCUUCUGUUAUGAAGCAGUAUAUACGGUACUAGUGUACAAAUGUAGUAGGCUCUAACUCACAUUUAGAUGCUUUGCUUUCUCUAAAGUGUGAUGGUUUGAAGUACAGUGCUGAGUUCACUGAAAUACAAAUGAGAUAUUCAGUAUACAUGGUAUAGCACAGUUAUAAAACCAUUUUAUUUGUAUGCCAUUUUUUUAAUAUUUUGUCUUUAUACCUUUUUUCAUUUUUUUCAAGAACAAAAUGUGUUGUUACAUUGAUAAGAAACUGUUUAAAGCUAUGCUAUUGUUUGUUUGUGCUAACACAUUUAUGAAAUAUAUAUCUAUGUACAUAUUUAAUUUCUAAUGGUCUGUUUGACAUUUGUAGGAAUCAGAAUUUUGAAUAGAUGAAUCAAUACUUUAAAAUAGAAUGUAACUGUCAUGACUGUACUAGGAUAAUUAAUUUUACAUUACAUGUUUUGAUUCAAAUAAAAACUUCUUGAAGAACAUAAGACCAUGUGUUCACAUAGCAUACUUUGAUUGUAUAGCUUUGUAUUUAUAAUGAAAUGUGUGGUUAUCAUGUUGCCACUACUAUUGUCAAUGCUUUGCAUUUCUACAAUGAUAUUUUGUUUAUGUAAUUGCUUAAAACAUUAUCUUUUUAUUCUAUUAAUUUGUUUUUUUCUUCUUAUUAUGACAUUUUUCUUUGUAACCAUCUUUGCAUGCUUUUUACUGAUAUUAAUUUUAAGUUAAAUCCAUGUCAUAACAGGUAAUUAAAGAUGUGCCAUCUAACAUCCGAAAAAGUGACAUGGAACAGGUCAAAUUUGAAAUGAUCUGUGUCCAUUUCAUUCUUAAAAUCCUAUAUAUUCUUACUGUAGUUAUACCUAUAAAGCAGAUAGGCAGCAUUAUCACUAUUUUGUGCAUUUUUCCUUUGAUCUUUUUUUGUGAUAAUUUUCAUAUCAUGCUUCUCGAUUGAGAUUGAAAAAUUAUCACUAGAAACUAAGGAGGCCAGUUGGCAUUGCUAAUGAAAUUGACAACGUCGUCAUAGGUAAAAUAGCGAUAAACAGAUUAUCAUUGGUCAUCUCAACUCGAUUGCUUUUCUCACUUUUGCUAUACCAGCUCAAACGAGAAAAUCAAUCUGGUUGAGAUAAUCAAAGAUAAUCUAUAAAUAGCAAUGCAUGUAGUUGUUUUAAAAAAAUGUAUAUAAAAGAAAAAGCCAUGACAUGUUAUAUACUCUACUCUAGUCAACAUAAGUAUGUAUUAAAUUAUUGAGCAAAGCAUAUAUUUAUUAUCAGCAAAAAUGAGUUUUUUUGUAUUAGGAAUUACUAUUGUAUUUUUAUUUAUCAUACAUCUACCAUUAGCAGAUGAACACAGUGUGACAAAAGCCUCAUUUGGCAUAUUUUAUCACUGAAAUUUAAACUUUUUACUUUGUUAAGAUUUCAUUUAUGUCUUUUUUUAGAGAUAAGAUUAUGCAAAACACAAACAAACCAAAUAAAAAGUAUCAAUGUGGUACCAAUAAGUGUAGCAAUGAUGGUGUAAAAAAUGUGCUUCUUAGCAAUUUUGAUGAAAAUGCAAAUUUUAGUCUAUUUUCAAAUUAUUUAGAAUCUGCAAAUUAUGAAUGCAUGUGAGAACAAAUAAAAUAAUUUGCUGCAGAAUUUUCAAUAUGGUUGACUUCUUUGUUAAACUUAUUAAGCACACUACAAUUUAAUCUAACAAAUUGUGUUUGAAAGAUUGAUGAUUAUGCUGAAAAGGAGUAUGUCAGAUUGUUAUCUAACGCUUUGUUCUGUUAACUUUUCUGGACUUAUUAAUUUACAAGUUAUUUUUGCAGUGCUGCUGCCGUAUCUGCUAUCAGAUGAGACAUUAUGUUUAUGACCACAUAACCACACUAAUCACAUAUAUUUCUCAUUAUUUUUUAUAACACAUUUUCAUUUUUGUUUUACACCUAUUUUCAUUUUUGCUGUUAACUUCUUAUGAUAUAAAACUGCAGCAUUAUUUGUUAUUAUCACACAGAUUUGUUUAUGUUUAGUUACAUGUAAUAAAAUCCGCUAUAUUUUUUUAUGAUUUCAUAUUUCAGAACGGGCACAAGACAUUUACCUACUAUUCAAUGGCACUAGGAAACAAUCAAAAUUUUAGAGCCUAUAUUGUAGCUAAUUUCAGAUCUCAGUAAAUCCAAUCACCUGUAUUUUAGAAAGCCUGAUUUUAUUGAAAA
Messenger RNA from Mytilus trossulus (common blue mussel), 5136 nucleotides. RefSeq lists its product as uncharacterized. Lineage: Eukaryota; Metazoa; Mollusca; Bivalvia; Mytilida; Mytilidae. Gene Ontology annotation, cellular component: membrane; cytosol. The transcript is spliced from 6 exons. The record is from RefSeq and is a predicted model, not a curated record. The coding region runs from base 33 to 2063 and encodes 676 amino acids.